GUUAAAUACCUGUACUCCCUCCUUUACUCCGUCGCCUAACUCGCGCCUGGAACCGCCGAUCUUCUAUUCCAGAAGGCUGAAUCAGACGGAGAAGCAGUCUUCGUUGUAACUGGAGAGAAUGUCGCCUUAGAAGGUGCCAACAUCGGGGAAGAAGGCCGUACGUAUUGCUUGAGAAGAAGGCAUCCCGCCUUCGCUAGAGGGUCCGGCUGUUUUUGCUGGAGUACUCGCCAACGACGGAGAAAAGGUCUCCAGAUAAGCUCUGUGAUAGCUUAGCGGAGGAGUGAUUUGAAAGAGAGGGAGGGCGAGGAUGCCACAGGUGAGGAUUGUCGCGAAGAACUUUAUGGACAUGGUGGCAGUGCUACCUGCCAUGAAGCUUGACAAGCUCUACGAGAGUACCUUUAUCUGUGAGGCUGUGCUCAGGUCUUUGCCACCUUUGGCUAAGAAGUAUGCUUUGCAAAUGCUAUUUAUUGAAUCCCCAGUUACAGCCAAGUCAUUUGAAGAGUGGGUUUUGCCAGAUGGAUUCUCUAAGCAUAGAGUGGCAAUUGAACGGUUAUUGCAGCUGAGAGUUUUUCUUGAAACUAAUGAUAGGAAGAAGGAGACCAGUUACACAAUGAAUCCUAAGUUCCAGAGUAACAUGCGAAAGUACUUGGUACAGGGUGGAACUUUACCUAGAGAGCCAAUGUCCUUGGGUGUAACAGUGAGAUUACCAACUUUGGAGGACUUGGAAGCCUACGCACACAAGCAAUGGGAGUGUUUCUUGUUACAACUCAUAAAUUCAGCUCAAGCACAAAGGUUGACAAAUUUCAGUUCGUCUAUGAUUAGAGUUUUUCAGCGUGGCCUUCUAAGUUCAAGAGAAAAUGAAGCUCCAAGGUUAACUGAGAAUGGUUUCCAAUUCCUGCUAAUGGAUACAAAUGCUCAACUUUGGUAUAUAAUAAGAGAAUACAUUACAACUUCUGAGGACCGUGGAAUAGAGCCCACUGAUCUGAUAUCGUUUCUACUUGAGCUAAGUUUUCAUUCACUGGGAGAGGCUUAUAAUAUGAACAGUCUUACUGAUGUGCAAUGCAAAGCUAUCAAGGACCUUGCAGACUUAGGAGUAGUGAAACUCCAGCAGGGAAGGAAGGAAAGUUGGUUUAUCCCGACCAAAUUGGCUUCCAAUCUUUCUAUUAGCUUGUCAGAUUCAUCUUCACGCAGGCAGGGAUUUGUGGUCGUGGAAACGAACUUCAGGAUGUAUGCAUAUUCUACAUCCAAAUUACACAGCGAGAUUCUACGCUUAUUUUCAAGGAUUGAAUACCAACUUCCAAACCUUAUUGUUGCGGCAAUAACGAAGGAAAGCCUAUAUACAGCUUUUGAAAAUGGAAUCACUGCUGAUCAGAUUAUUUCUUUCCUUCAGCAGAAUGCUCAUCCUCGAAUUGUAGAAAGAGUACCAACAGUGCCAGAGAAUGUCACUGAUCAGAUUAGGUUAUGGGAAACAGAUCGAAACAGGGUUGAGAUGAUUCCUUCACAUAUUUAUGAAGAUUUUCCAUCAAAGGAGGUAUUUGAAGGAGCCGCUGACUUCGCACGGGAGGUUGGUGGUUUGCUAUGGGAAGACUCGAACAAAAUGCGGUUGAUUGUUCGUGGCGAACUGCACCAACAAAUGAGAGAUUUCCUCCGUCGCUCUAAGUAGAAGACUAAUGAUUUUUUGUUUCUGGAAGAGCACUUGCAGACUUGCUGGAAAUGACUUGCCCUCUGCAUCCGUAGAAUUUCAUUUCAUUGAUUUCACAGGCAUUAUAAAGAUAAAUUAUAAUGCACCAGGAGUAGCGGUUUACAGUGAAUUUGGUGCUUUUUAUUGUUCAAUGGCCACUGGUUAGUGCUUGUAGCUAAAAUGCUUGUAGUAGUUAUGAACAUGUUUCAACCUUAGUUCACAAUUGACUUUAACCAAAUGCAUUCCAUUCAUUUUUAGUGUCCAUAAUAUGUAAAUAAUAUUAUCAACUGAAUUCAUUAAAAUAAUUUCAAUGAAUGAAUCCUAUCAAAUAA
Molecule: messenger RNA, 2013 nt
Organism: Dendrobium catenatum
Lineage: Eukaryota; Viridiplantae; Streptophyta; Magnoliopsida; Asparagales; Orchidaceae
Product: general transcription and DNA repair factor IIH subunit TFB2
Exons: 16
Coding region: 308-1663 (451 amino acids)
Biological process (GO): nucleotide-excision repair
Cellular component (GO): transcription factor TFIIH core complex; transcription factor TFIIH holo complex
Molecular function (GO): double-stranded DNA binding; ATPase activator activity
Source: RefSeq, a predicted model, not a curated record